Cordyceps fumosorosea ARSEF 2679 is the source of this 444-nucleotide messenger RNA. RefSeq lists its product as hypothetical. Bases 1 to 444 code for a protein of 147 amino acids. Lineage: Eukaryota; Fungi; Ascomycota; Sordariomycetes; Hypocreales; Cordycipitaceae. The record is from RefSeq and is a predicted model, not a curated record. The transcript is spliced from 2 exons.
AUGCCAGCCUUUUCCAUUACCAAGGAUAUUCCCUCGCAUAUGAAGCGGAAGCGCAGCUCGAGUUAUAAAUCAGCCUACAUUCCCCAAAGUCGUACCCAACUCCUCGUACCACCAGUGACCAUGUGUUUCCAGAAUACCAAGUACGACUGCGGGCACGAGGAAAUGAACGUCCUCCGCUGUCGUAACCUCUUCGGCUUCCGCGGCCUCCUCACACGCUGCUGCAACCUCCUGCGUCCCAAUCAAGCCGAUGACCUGCCCUGCGACCACGUCCCGCGCGUCUCCGUGCACCGCGGCCACAUCUGCCAUUGGUGCCUAAUACAGCGGAUCCCCAGCCUCUUCAGGCGACAGCAAAGGCUCCUUCGCGCCCUUCACGGCGACUGUUCCGAAGAUCUUAUAGACGAUGGCCCGUCCAAGAUCCCGCCGCCCACUUCCCGGCCAGGGUAG